This is a messenger RNA of Ostrinia furnacalis (Asian corn borer), 6517 nucleotides long. It is a transcript of the gene msk, whose product is annotated as importin-7 msk. Gene Ontology annotation, biological process: protein import into nucleus. Bases 99 to 3248 code for a protein of 1049 amino acids. Gene Ontology annotation, cellular component: nuclear envelope; cytosol. The transcript has 14 exons. The record is from RefSeq and is a predicted model, not a curated record. NCBI's taxonomy places the organism in Eukaryota, Metazoa, Arthropoda, Insecta, Lepidoptera, Crambidae. Gene Ontology annotation, molecular function: small GTPase binding.
AUUUGUCUUUUUUACUUCCACCCACGCCCGGCGGCGGCUUGUGCCCCCCGUUGUAUUAAAAGUAUUUAAUUUAUAUUUUUAAUGUUAAUUUCUUAAAAAUGGACACAAGAAAGUUAACCGAAAUUUUGCGCGCUACCAUCGACCCUAACCAGAGGCAGCAGGCCGAGGAGCAGCUUUCGCAGAUACACAAAAUAAUUGGGUUUGCCCCAUCACUUCUGCAAGUUGUGAUGCUUAAUGAUGUCCAGAUUCCAGUGCGUCAAGCUGGUGUUGUCUAUCUUAAGAAUUUAAUAACAUCGGGAUGGCAGGAGAAAGAGCCGGAGGAAGGGGAACCCAUUCCCUUCAGCAUCCACGAGCAAGAUCGUGCAAUGAUUAGGGAUAUAAUUGUAGACGCAAUCGUACAGGCUCCUGACAUAAUCCGAGUGCAGUUGUGCGUAUGUUUAAAAACAAUCAUCAAACACGACUUCCCUGCAAGAUGGACGCAGGUUGUAGACAAAAUUCACAUUUAUUUACAAAACCCAGAACCGAAUAGCUGGAUGGGAGCUUUAUUGUGUCUGUACCAACUGAUCAAGAAUUAUGAAUUUUUCCUUGCUGAGAAAAGGGUGCCGCUAAUAGAAGCUAUGAAUUUGUUGCUACCAAUGAUGUACAAUUUGAUUGUGAAUCUCCAAACAGACCAGUCAGUGGAGUCGGUGCUCAUCCAAAAGCAAAUACUCAAGUGCUUUUAUGGCCUCAUCAAAUACAUUUUACCAUUAGAUUUGAUCACCAAGGAAAUCUUCACAAAAUGGAUGGAAGUCCUCCGGUCAGUCAUGGAACAGCCGGUUCCAGAACACACCCUGCAAGUGGAGGAAGAUGAACGCAUGGAGCUCCCAUGGUGGAAAUGCAAGAAGUGGGCUGUCCAUACGCUCUACAGACUCUUCGAAAGAUAUGGAAGCCCAGUGAACGCCCGCGAGGAGUAUGUCCAGUUUGCCGAGUGGUAUCUUACCACGUUCACGGGUGGCAUCCUUGAAGUGCUGCUCAGAAUAUUAGACCAAUAUCGAAACAAGAUUUACGUGUCACCUAGAGUGCUGCAGCAAACCAUCAGAUACAUUGACCAAUGUGUUAGCCACGCGCACUCCUGGAAGCUGCUGAAGCCCCACAUGUUCGCCAUAGUGCAAGAUGUGCUGUUCCCCCUGAUGUCCUACUCCGAACAGGACGAGGUCCUCUGGAACACAGACCCCCACGAAUACAUACGGAUCAAGUUCGACAUAUUCGAGGACUUCGUAUCUCCCGUGACGGCUGCGCAGACGCUGCUCAUAUCUUGCUGCAAGAAGCGCAAGGAUAUGCUCGAGCGCACAAUGCAUCUUUGCCUGCAAGUGCUCAGAAGCCAGAACGGCGAAUACGGACCCAGGCAGCGCGACGGCGCUCUACACAUGAUCGGGACACUUAUAGACGUUCUCAUUAGGAAGAAGUUCUACAACGAGGAGAUAGACCCCCUUCUGAAUCAAUUCGUUAUACCGGAAUUCCAUAGCCCGCUCGGCUACAUGCGAGCCAGAGCCUGCUGGGUGCUGCACUGCUUCGCCAGCAUUCGCUUCAAGUCCGAAAUGGUUUUGAUGGAGGCUGUCAAUCUUACUGUAAAUGCAUUGCUAAACGAUAUCGAACUACCAGUAAAAGUGGAGGCAGCGAUCGCUCUUCAAAUGCUCUUGACAUCGCAGGAGAAGGUUCACCAGAUCUUGGAGCCCCAAGUGAAGGCGGUUACAACGGAGCUGCUGAAAGUGAUACGCGAGACAGAGAACGACAACAUAGCUAAUGUUUUGCAGAAGAUUGUCCCGUUGUACACUGAACAGUUGAUGCCGAUGGCAUUUGAAAUCACCGAUCACCUGGCUACGACCUUCAGCAAGGUAAUUGAGACUGAUUCUGGCACCGAUGAGAAAGCUAUCACAGCCAUGGGACUGCUUAACACCAUGGAGACUGUAUUGAAUGUCAUGGAAGAUAACCCUGAGAUUAUGGCGCAGCUGGAGAAGACGGUUCUGCGCGUAGUGGGCCAUAUUCUUCACCACAACAUAAUUGAGUAUUACGAGGAAGCCAUGACAUUGCUGUGCAAUCUCACCACAAAGUCCAUAUCCGAGGACAUGUGGAAGGUGUUGGAGCUCCUAUACCAAGUGUUCGAGAAAGAAGGCUAUGAUUACUUCCCCGACAUGAUGCCGGUCCUACACAACUACAUCACAGUGGACACCAACGCUUUCUUGUCCAACGAGAACCAUAUUCUGGCUGUAUUCAACAUGGCAAAAGCUGUGCUGAACUCGAACGCCGAAGCCGAAGACGAGUCAGAGAUCAUCGCAGCCAAACUGUUAGAGGUGAUGGUUCUGCAAUGUUCGGGCAAGAUUGACAACUGCCUGCCCUCAUUCGUGGAGCUGGUGCUCAACAGGCUUACGCGCAAAGUGAAGACUUCCGAACUGAGGACUAUGUUGCUGCAAGUACUGAUAGCGAUACUGUACUGCAACCCACACUUGCUGUUUACGAUAUUGGACAAGCUGCAGGAGUCUGUGCCCAACGCGUCCAUCACGCAGCACUUCAUCAAGCAAUGGAUACACGACACCGACUGCUUCAUGGGCCUGCACGACAGAAAACUCUGCGUGCUCGGCAUCUGUACACUCCUGGAGAUGGGCCCGCAGCGGCCGAACUUGGACGAGAUCGUGCCGAAGCUACUCCCGUCGUGCCUCGUGCUGUUCGACGGGCUAAAGCGCGCGUACGAGGCGCGCGCCGAGGCCGACGACUCGUCCUCGUCGGAGGGCGACGACGACGACGAAGACGACGCAGAGGUGUUGUCCAGCGACGAAGACGACCUAGACGACAUGAACAGCGAAUACCUGGAGAACCUCGCACGCAUGAGUAUGAAAAACAGCGCCGCCCAGGGCGUCAACAUGACUGCCAAGAUCGAGGACUACGAGGAGAGCGACGACGACGAUGAAGACUUUGAGCCCGAUGAGACAGCCUUCGAAUGCUACACGACACCCUUAGACGAGAAAGACUGUCCUGUAGACGAAUAUAUCAAAUUCAAGAACACAUUGACAGCGCUAUCGACCAACGACCCAGUGCUGUACCACGCGCUGACCAGCGGCUUGAACGAGGAACAGCAGAAGCAGCUGAAGGGAGUGCUGCUCCUCGCCGACCAGCGCAAGGCUCAGCAGGACAGCAAGCGCAUCGAACAGAGCGGCGGUUACUCGUUCACGGUCCCCGCACAAGUACCAACCAAAUUCAAGUUCGGAUCAUAAGCAGCGAGACCAAGAAUGUUGUACACACCAUUCUCAUCAUCCAUCGAGACUCCAUUCCGCUGGCCUUUGGUUACGUAUAUGCAUUUAAGUUUCACUAUUCCACUAUCAAAUGAUUUGACAUAAAUUAAUAGGUAUUAAAUUGUAUUAGUAAUGUUUAACUGUUUCUUUAAUGACUCGUGUAUUAAUAGCCAAUUUUAUUUCAUUAUCAUAAAUUCCAUGACGUAAUGGGUUCUAAUAUGAUGCAACUAAAUACUUAACAAACUAGGCAAAUUUAGUUUAGUAACAUUUACUAUACUUAGCUAAUGUUUUUUUUAUUAUAGCUAUCGUGAUUUUUCCUGCCUAAACAUGGCAGAUUAUAAGAAAAUUAUAUUGAGUGUAUGGGCGGAAUGGAGGGCACGAUGCCUACACUAUUGUGCAUUAUUUUAAAACUAUUUAUGUUUAAAGUAAUGGGCAUAUAAUAAUCUUUGGGUACGAUAUUAGGUGUUAGGAGUCCCAUCUCACUAGAUAACGCUAAGCCAUCCCAGUGAGGUAGGACCUAAAAACAAUUUAGCGAUGCUUAAAAUCCUGGCGUCUUGAUAAAAUAAUUCAAUUAAAUAAAAUUAUAUUGAAUGAUGAUUUCAAUUAAAUUAAAUGAAAAAAUAGAAUGACCAUACAAUCGACCAUUUAGAAGCCUUAGGUUCUUCAUUGUUAAAAUGAUCAUAGUUGAAUAUUUUUUUAUAAUGAUGAAUUAGCCUAAACAACUCUCAUGACAUUCAGUGUUCCCCUAUUAAAAGAGGAAAUCCAACUUAUUUUUACGAGAGAUUAAACGAUCAUGGAUUUAAUAUACUUUUUUUUUUCUUAUAAUCCAUUAUAAUUUACGAGUCGUCAAUUUGAAUGGAUUGUAGUAUGUGAUGUCCCGUCGUAGGCGCAUCAGAAGAGGUCGUGAUCAUGUAAUGUGGUGCUUUUAUAUUUGGAAACAAGUAAAUUUUCAAAUAUCAUUGUUGAAUUCCUCUUAGUUAAGUUUUGAAAAGCAUUUAGACCGCGAUGGAUGGCAAAAUUCUUUUUUCUAAAAUUAUUAUUCCUCUCUGAUGACAUUUUUAUAUAAUGGAAUUUCUCACCAUCUUGAUAAACCAACUGAUGGGUUAUGAAUAGUAAAGUUUUAGGAAUAAGAACAUACUCAAAAUAUAAAAGUAUUUUAUCAAUCUACAGGGAUUGGAAGUCAAGAUAUGUAUAGUCACGUGGCGUGUGGUAUAUCGUAUAUGUUCCACAUUGCUUAUAAAUGUGAACAUAUCUUAACUAGUAAUGAUCAAGGUGUGAUAAGGGUUAUAUCUCUGAAAAUAUACCAAUAGCGUUCGUUAUAGGUUCGUAUAAAUGUAGGUUUACAUUGAGUAGCAAAGAUAUGCCUGUUCACUGCCGAAAAUUAUACAGCGAAAAGAAUUAAGCACUUCAUUAUUUCAAAUUAUUUGUCAGAAUUUAAUUUAAUUGAAAUUUAAAUGUAGACAUAAUAAAUCUUUAGUUUUUUUACUUGUUUUUUUUAACAGCAUUAAACAAUUUGAAUAGUAAGGAAUUUAAACAUCACGAAAUACCCUUCUCAGUGAACAAUUCGGUCACCGGCAAAAAAUGUUCAAAACCGCUUGUGACUCAUUCACAAUUAUUUAAUAUGAUGUUAUUGAAAAAAUCUUGGAAUAUCUCCAAUUUAUAUUAUUGCAUGUUGAUCCUCUGUGUAACAUUUGUUUUGUUAUUUUUUAUACUUUGUUAUUGACGGUAUACAUGAAGUAUUUGAUAGUACUUUUCAUGCUUUUACGAGGAUGUCAAGCCGCGUUGAUGAUUUUUUCUUAUUAAAACAGCGGAAUUAACAAUAGUUUAUAAUAAAAGGUUAAAUAAUAAUUAUUACCUUGUGUGUAACGCGGCGCUACAGGCCUUUAAAAUAACUUUGUUAUAAUUAAAUAAUGUUGCGGCCACGAAUGAUUGUAAAAGUGUCUGUAUACAUUAGUGAUUCACAUAAUAUUAUUAGCAGCCUAAAUUUGCAUCCUCGGCCUACUUGACUUUUCCUAAAUAUCAUUUUUUCAAAUUCAAAUUUAUUUCUUAUUGAUGAUUUGGGAAUAAUUAUAAAUCUUUCAAUUCAAUAUCUUUACUGCAUUCUAUGUUGUACAUAAAGGUCUUUAACAAUAUAUUGUAUAGUCUCAAACAUAGACCCGGUUUAAGCACAGCAACAUUCUGUUUUACAAACAUUUAUUUAUUAAUUCGUCAAUUUCAGAAAUAUUGAAAAAUCUUAAUUUUAACUGGAAGUACUUGAUGUCAUAAUUUUAAUGAAAAAAAUAUAUUUUCAAUUACUUGUAACAUUCAGUUUGCUUAUGUUCAGAAAGUAUAACCAAAGUAUCUAAUUGCUUUUUCGAAUGAUUUAAACGCAUUCAAUACAGACAGUGUUAUAGAUUUAUUUAGUUACGUACUAUAUAUUUCUUGUAUAUCACUCAGAUUAUAACUUGUGAUUUACAUAGAUAGUAAGACUUCAAAAUAUGUGUUGUGGAUUCAUAGACUCCGUUGACUUUCAUGGAAAAAAAUUAAUGUGUGUGGCUAGGGCUUUGAAUGUUACACUCACGUCGAUGUAAGUGUCACAUAUCGGAACCGAUAUUUAAUUGUUUACAACUUUUUCGAUGUCUGUAUUUGUAUGCUCAGUAUAAACUUUAAGAGCAUUUAUCUUUAUAUAAGUCUCUUUAAUUAAGGUACCACUCAAAAUCAAAACGUUAUUGGUGAUUGGCAGAGAGCAAGACAGAUUACAGAGGUCUGGUCCAACGAGAUCUUCUAUUGCCGGCAUAUUACGUAAGCCAGCUGUUUGUAAUCGUGAAACCUUAUUGUAUGUAAAUAUUGAAAUGACGUCAGUAAAAUAUACUUGUUAUAAAGUAGAUAGAAGCCAAAAUAAUCACAUGCAUUUCUAGGUUGCUAUAAUCGCUACGAGUAUUGGUGUUUGUGUAUGUUUCUAAGCGGACUGAUAUCAUUCUAGUAUUGUGUACACAUUUCAUUAUGCGGUAAAUAUUUACCACUAAAUCUUUGUAAUAUCAGUUCGCUAUUAUUUAAUUACAACACAGUGGUGACUUUAGUCAGAGAAAAAUUGGUGUAAGUUCUAAACGAUCUAUUGGAAUCAAAUUUUGUGUUUGUUAUCGACGCACACCGAAAGCUAAAUUAUUAUUUCUGGUAGUCUGACGGCUAUUACUGUGUUAUCACGACAUGCAUUCAUUGUGUUACUAUAUCGCAGCUUAGAUGUAUACUGAAUAAAUAAUCUGUAUUUUUCA